Trichomonas vaginalis G3 is the source of this 2151-nucleotide messenger RNA. Its product is annotated as retrograde transport, endosome to Golgi. Gene Ontology annotation, cellular component: GARP complex. Gene Ontology annotation, biological process: retrograde transport, endosome to Golgi. The record is from RefSeq and is a predicted model, not a curated record. Lineage: Eukaryota; Parabasalia; Trichomonadida; Trichomonadidae. The coding region runs from base 1 to 2151 and encodes 716 amino acids. The transcript has a single exon.
AUGUUUGGGGAAGCGAUGGAUCGAGAUGAACUCGAUCGCGAGUUAGCAUCUCCAGAUUUUAAUGCAGCAAUUAUGGUCAAUAAACUUAUUCCUAACGAGAAUGCCCUUGCAGAGACAGGAAAAAUCUUACUUGACCUCAGAAAAAGAGAAUAUAAAAUCAAUCAGUCGAUUAAGGAUGUUGUUCGUGACGACUCCGUAUUAGGAAACAAGUCAGAUGGAAUUUUAACAGAAACAAAGAAUUCGAUUGUUCAAUUAUCAGAAAAAAUCCAAAGAAUUUACAACCAAGCCAUCGAAACAGAAAAAGUUGUACGAGAAAUCUGUGGAGGAAUCAAACCUCUUGACAAUGCCAAGAUCAAUCUUACUAUAUCUGUUAGAGUUCUUCAACAAUAUCAACAAAUCAUGGCGUUAUUGAAAGAUUUAGAAGCAAACGUUGACGCGAAGGAUUACCCAGGUUGCACAAACGAUUUAAAGGCCUUAAAUGAAUUUUUCGAGAAAUAUGACAAAUAUAAAAAUACUCCACAGUUUGUUCCAUUAAUUAAACGGUACAAUCAACUUCGUGCUCUUCUUAGAGAAAAAAUCUCGCACGAUUUCGAGCUUGUUACCGGCAGAGGCCUCGUAGAUCAAAGUAACCUUCCAAUGUGCGCCUGCAUUACCGCAUUUGGCAAAGAAUUCCAAGAAGAAAUCAUUACACUACUCUGCCACAAGUGGCUCUACAUGUACGGAGAGACUUUUCGAAAUUCUACUUUAGCCGAAGCCAAAAACCGCUACAACUGGUUCAAACAGCGCUUAGAAGUCUACAAGAAGCAAGUAGGAGACGGUUUCCCCAAAGAAUGGCGCGUACAAUACCAUAUGACGUUAGAAUUUUGUAAAAUGACGGCUGACCAGUUCGAAACCAUCCUAAACAAGGAAGAUCCAAGCGUCAAAGAAUACCUGAAUGCUUUCGAGCUCACAGUUAAGUUUGAAGAGAAAAUGGCGUCCGCAUUCACUCAAUCAGUUGAAAUUCCAUUCGAUCCAAACGCCCAGAUGCCAGAGUUCGGCCAAGAUGCAGACGGUGUCCGCCAAAAGUGGGAAUGGCUUCAAAGACAAAAAGAAGGAAUUGGCGAAACGAAAUUACAGCCAGCAACAGAGUUUUACGGCAAGAUCGCUCACGCAUUUGCUCCUCAUCUCCAGUUAUACCUUGAUUACGAGAAGAAAUCGAUUUCCAAGAUAAUUCAAACCGGAAUUGACAACGCAAGAAAGGAAAUCGAUGCAGAAGAGCGCCAAUUAUCAUCAGCAACAGGUAUAGUGUUGAACAUGAAGGCGACUAUUGAUAAAUGCGCUGGUUUUGGCGUUGAUCAAUCUUUAUUGAAGUUAUUUGUUAUGCUUAAAGAGCUUUUGAUCCAAUAUAUCACAUCAUUGACGGGAGCUCUUCCAAGGAAACCCCAGAAAGAUAACGAUUUCGAGUUAAUUUCCUGUAUCGCAAAUACAUCUUCAUGGUUUUUGAACAUUGCGGACUCUUUGGCCGACAAAAUCAAGUCAAUCAUUAAUGAGGAGUACCAGGGCGGCAUAGUUGUCGAAGAUGUUAAAGAAACAAUCGGUGAAGAAUUAAGAAAACAAUUAGUUUACUUCGCUGAUGUAUUUAUGAAGGAAAACGAGUCAUACCUUAUGUCAAUUGGUGCUUGCACAUGGAAACCAAGUGACGCUGAUGAGAAAUUACCAAGAAAAUUGUUGGAUUCUUUCGAAUCUAGAUUUUCUGUCAUAAACAACUGGCUAACAAUAGACAAUCUCAAUCGUCUGAGAUCUACAUUUGUCCAGAAACUUGUCCAAAUCGUAAGAGAUUCGUUCGUGAAACAGAAAUUGAUUACAUUGGACCAAGCUUCGUCGAUUUCAUCUUGUUUGAAGGAGUUGAAGUCGACUGUGACAUACUGGACGAAGGGAGAUAGCCAGAUUGUUCAGAAGAGAAUCAACGCUGAGUUCCAGAACAUAGAAAAUGAAGUAACAAUUAUCAUUUCUCCUGAAGUUGCAAUGGCCCAAGUCUACGUCACAAAGAUGAAGAAACCAUCAAAGGAACACUUCCAGACACUCGUGAGAAUGAAAGGUCUCAAGGGUCAGGAAGAGGCAAAGGCAAUGGAGUCUUACCAGAAAGAACUCGCCGAACUCAACAAAUCAUAA